This is a messenger RNA of Iphiclides podalirius (scarce swallowtail), 246 nucleotides long. The record is from the annotation of a GenBank genome assembly. NCBI's taxonomy places the organism in Eukaryota, Metazoa, Arthropoda, Insecta, Lepidoptera, Papilionidae.
AUGGGAAAACAUUUUGGUAACUUGGCCAAAAUCAGGGGCCUCAUCACAUACAAAUUAUCACCACACGAGCAACGCGCUUUUGCUGGUGCGAUCUCUAAUGGAUUGCCUAACAUUUUUCGGAGAAUUCGAGAAAAUAUAUUCAGAGUUGGUCCUCCAAUUGUUAUUGGGUAUUUAAUAUAUGAAGGAGUUGAAAGGGAACACCACAGACUCACUCGCAAGAAUCCUGCUGAUUUUGAAAAUGAUCAA